UUUAAAGCAAUUUGGCUGUGCCAAAUUCUUAUCCUUUCUCCAAACCAUUCCAAAAGAAAAUAUUGAUUAUAUGUUUGCCCUGGCUGGGGGCAAACAUAGCUGAUUUUCCAGCAAUUUGGCUGUGCCAAAUUCUCCGAACCAUUCCAAAAGAAAAUAUUGAUUAUAUGUUUGCCCUGGCUGGGGGCAAACAUAGCUGAUUUUCCAGCAAUUUGGCUGUGCCAAAUUCUUCGAACCAUUCCAAAAGAAAAUAUUGAUUAUAUGUUUGCCCUGGCUGGGGGCAAACAUAGCUGAUUUUCCAGCAAUUUGGCUGUGCCAAAUUCUUCGAACCAUUCCAAAAGAAAAUAUUGAUUAUAUGUUUGCCCUGAAAUUGUGCCAAAUUCUUAUCCUUUCUCCGAACCAUUCCAAAAGAAAAUAUUGUUUUCUUUAAUUUUGAUUUACCAACCUUUGAAGACUGGUCAAAAGGGAGCCAUUAAUUCAAAAUAUUAUACAUCUUUUUUUUUUUAUGUCUCAUCUCUUCUCUUCUCUUCUAGGCUUUAUUUAAGUGGAACCAAGUGAAAGGCAAAUUUACAAAACGGAAACAGAAUCCGAAGAAGAAGAAGAAGAAGAAGAUGAGCAGUGGAGCAGGAAAGAUCGUGUGCGUCACCGGUGCGUCCGGCUUCAUAGCUUCAUGGAUCGUCAAGUUUCUUCUCCAGCGCGGUUACACUGUCAGGGCCUCUGUUCGCGACCCAAAUGAUCCCAAAAAAACAAACCACUUACUCGUACUUGAUGGAGCUAAGGAGAGACUUCACCUCUUCAAAGCAAAUCUACUGGAAGAAGGUGCCUUCGAUUCUGCUAUUGAGGGCUGUGAAUGUGUAUUUCAUACUGCAUCUCCCUUCUUUAUUGAUGUUAAGGACCCACAGGCAGAGCUACUUGAACCUGCAGUAAAGGGAACACUUAAUGUUCUUAAUUCGUGUGCAAAGUCUCCAUCUGUGAAGCGGGUAGUUUUGACAUCUUCUGUAGCUGCAGUUUCAUUCAAUGAAAGACCUCAAACCCCUGAUGUGGUUGUUGAUGAGACUUGGUUUUCUGAUCCGGAAUUUGCUAAGAAAGAACAGCAAUGGUAUGUGCUUUCAAAGACAUUGGCUGAAGACACUGCCUGGAAGUUUGCCAAAGAGAAGGGUAUUGACAUGGUUGCAAUUAACCCAGCAAUGGUGAUUGGUCCUCUCUUACAGCCGGCACUAAAUACAAGUGCGGCUGCAAUUUUGAACUUAAUAAAUGGAGCACAGGUGUUUCCCAAUCUAACAUUUGGAUGGGUUGAUGUCAGAGAUGUUGCCAAAGCACAUAUUCAAGCAUAUGAAAUCCCUUCAGCUAGUGGAAGAUAUUGUAUGGUUGGGAGAGUUGUACACUAUUCUGAACUUGUGAGGACUUUAAGUGAGCUUUAUCCCUCUUUACAACUUCCACAAAAGUGUGCGGACGAAAAGCCGUUUGUGCCAACAUUUCAAGUGUCCAAAGAAAAGGCAAAAAGCUUGGGUAUUGAAUUCACUCCUUUUGAGGUGAGCCUUGAGGAAACUGUUGAAAGCUUGAAGGAAAAGAACUUUGUCAGCUUUUAAGUUUGGUAGCACCCUGAAGCUCUUUCCAAUAAACAAAUGACACUUAGGUGUUUUGAUUGUGGGAGUCUCCAAUAAAAGGAAUAUUAAUUUUCUGGUGGAAAAUGAGGAUGCUUUGUAUUUUUCUUUUGGUAGGUUUCAAAACUACUCAUUUUGGUGAGUGAAUAAUACCAGUGUGAUGGUGAAUGUAAUAUCAGUGAGUGCUUAUUAAUAUUGUUAAUUACAGUCUCUAAUGUUACAUAAGAUUGCUUA
Messenger RNA from Corylus avellana, 1835 nucleotides. RefSeq names its product phenylacetaldehyde reductase. NCBI's taxonomy places the organism in Eukaryota, Viridiplantae, Streptophyta, Magnoliopsida, Fagales, Betulaceae. Gene Ontology annotation, molecular function: oxidoreductase activity, acting on the CH-OH group of donors, NAD or NADP as acceptor. The record is from RefSeq and is a predicted model, not a curated record.